Messenger RNA from Culicoides brevitarsis, 1996 nucleotides. RefSeq names its product heat shock 70 kDa protein cognate 4-like. The coding region runs from base 148 to 1947 and encodes 599 amino acids. The record is from RefSeq and is a predicted model, not a curated record. Lineage: Eukaryota; Metazoa; Arthropoda; Insecta; Diptera; Ceratopogonidae. Gene Ontology annotation, cellular component: cytoplasm. Gene Ontology annotation, molecular function: ATP binding; ATP-dependent protein folding chaperone. The transcript is spliced from 3 exons.
CUGAGUUACUUUUUAAGUUUCUGCUUUCGAUGUGACGCGCCGGAUGUUGCUCCGAUGAAAAAUAUUAAAUAAAUAAAUAAAAGAUUGGAUUUCGACGAGUUUUUAUAAACAAAUUUAAGAAAAAGAACAAUUCAAACUCUUGGAAACAUGACAAAUGCAUCGCCAGCUAUAGGAAUCGACUUGGGUACAUCGUAUUCUGUUAUCGCCAUACACAGAAAUGAUGCGGUUGAAAUUAUUCCAAACAGUCAAGGGAAUAGGGUGACACCGUCGUGUGUGGCUUUUACGCGGGACGAACGAUUGAUUGGCGAAGGUGCAAUUUAUCAGGCUCCAAAUAAUGCGGAAAAUACAAUUUAUGCUGCAAAACGUUUGAUUGGUCGAAAAUUCGACGAUGAAGCCAUCCAAGGUGACAUCAAAAAGUUUCCUUUUUGCGUGAUGGAGGCGGAUGGUCAAAUGAAGAUCAAAGUCAACUACCGGAAUCAAGAACCAACCUUUUUUCCCGAGCAAAUCUCCGCCAUGGUAUUGGAAAAGUUGAAAGAAGACGCCGAAGCUUUUUUGGGACAUGCAAUUUCGAACGUUGUCAUAACCUGCCCGGCUUAUUUCAAUGACGAGCAACGCAAAGCGACGACAUCUGCAGCAAAUAUCGCCGGUUUGAACGUUCUACGCUUGAUAAAUGAACCCACAGCUGCUGCCUUGGCUUACGGAAUGAAUGUUCAAAAUGUCGGGCGAAAGAAUGUCUUGAUUUUCGACUUUGGCGGCGGAACUUUUGAUGUUUCCAUUUUGACAAUGAAGGAUAAGGACUACAAAGUACGUGCCAUCAAAGGCGACACGCAUCUCGGAGGCGAAGAUAUCGAUCAACGCAUGGUUGAGUACUUUACGGAGGAGUUUCAACGGAAAUUUGAUCGCGAUAUUAGCGGAAGCAAGAAUCUUUUGCGCAGUUUGAAGACGCAAUGUGAACGAGCAAAAGUUUUAUUGUCGCAAGACAUGCAGGCACCCGUCACUUUGGCAGGCACCAGUUUGACAGGAACCAUUUCGCGUGCCCGUUUCGAGGAUUUGAAUAACGAUUUGUUCGAAAAAGCGAUCGAUUUGGUAGCUAAAGCACUUCGCGAUGCGGAAAUGACUAAAGAUGAGAUCAACGAAGUCGUCUUGGUUGGAGGAAGUUCUCGCAUUCCACGUGUUCAGGAAUUGCUUCAAGAGUUCUUUGACGGCAAAGAGUUGAACAAAUCCGUUCAUCCCGACGAAUGUGUGGCUUAUGGUGCUGCUGUUCAAGCGGCAAUGUUGCAAAAAGCCACUUCCGAACGCAUGAAAGGCCUCACAUUGAUCGACGUUUGUCCCUUAUCCCUUGGCAUCGAGUUGUGCGACGAAAGUUUUUCCGUAAUAAUCCCGCGAAAUCACUCGCUUCCCGUCAAAAAGAUCAAAACCUUCUACACAACAUUCAACAAUCAAACGUGGACCGACGUGGAAAUCUUCGAAGGCGAACGCCCUAUCGCUCGUGCCAACCACUUUUUGGGUCAUUUCGCGUUAGAUGGCAUUCCGCCCGCUCCCAAGGGCGCCAAAGUCAAUGUCGAAUUCGAAAUUGAUGAAAACGGAAUUUUACUUGCGAGCGCUAUCGAGCCACGUACUGGCAAAUCCAGUAAAAUCACAAUUUUGAACAAAACUCGCUUGAGUAAAGAAGAUGCCGCACGAGCUCUGAAAGUCGCAGAGCAAAUGAAGCAAGAAGACGCAGCAACUAGACAAAGAUUCGCCGCAUUGCAUGAAUUGGAACAACUUUGCACGAAAAUUCGAGGCGAUAUUCAGUUGGUAGCUGAAGAAAAUCGCGAACGGGUUCUCGAAAAGGUCAUCGAGAUGCUGGAAUGGGCACACUUGAAUCGUUAUUCCGCCAAAGAAGCCAUCGAAGAGAAGAAGAAUGAGCUGGAAAUUUUCUUCAACAACUUUUCUCGUCGUAUUUGAACUAAAAAAUAUUCAAUUUUCAAUUAAAUAAAAUUUUUGGGUCAUCCUA